Molecule: messenger RNA, 539 nt
Organism: Darwinula stevensoni
Lineage: Eukaryota; Metazoa; Arthropoda; Ostracoda; Podocopida; Darwinulidae
Source: the annotation of a GenBank genome assembly
GGAAGCGAUAAGGCACAGAGGAGAGACGUGGAAAGGAUCCUCGCACAGAUUCAGCGAGACCCAGCGGAAUUCGAAGCGAGCGGAGAUGGACGUGAAAUCCCUGACGAAGCCCCCAGCCCUCUUCAAAUACGCCGAAAUCCUGCUGGGGAUCGUGGCGCUCUCGCUCUACCGGGCAGCGGAGAAAGAGAGCAGCUACACUCUGAGGAACGCGGACGAGUUUUACGUGAUCAUCGGGACUCAGCUGGGGCUGUUCCUCUGCAAUAUCACCUUCCCAGCCGCCUACCUUUUCGGCCACAAUCCCAGAACCAUCGAUACUUUGCAUGGAGGAAUGUGCGCGCUCUUCUACCUGGUCGCUGGGAGCUGUCUCGUCGACAUGGUGGCCAAUCAUGUUCGAGGGAAGAUGACGCGAUUGGUCCUCACCUCGGGGGUCUUCUCGUUCUUCCUCAGCAUCGUCUUCAUCGCGGACGUCUUCUUCGUCGGGUGGCGGUGGCGCAGGGAAGUCGGAUAGACCCUCGUGUAAUAAAAUCAUCCCAUCGUAA